Molecule: messenger RNA, 1144 nt
Organism: Thecamonas trahens ATCC 50062
Lineage: Eukaryota; Apusomonadida; Apusomonadidae
Exons: 1
Coding region: 1-912 (303 amino acids)
Source: RefSeq, a predicted model, not a curated record
AUGCGCGACCUCCGACUGGAGUUUGUCUUUCCCUGCACGGUAGAGACCUUUGCCGAGCUCGUGUUUGGCGGCGACGGCUUUGCCCGCGCCUUCCAUACCGCCAUCAGCAACCACUCGCUGGCGGUGGGUGGGUGGCGCCCGCCACCAGCCGACGUGCCCACUGGCCAGUCGAUGCGCCUUCUGGAGUAUGCCUCGCCCAUCCAGGCUCCUGCGCUGCUGCAGGCCUACCUCGGCUCUGCCACUGCUGUUGUUGAGACCCAGGUGUACUCGUGGCGUGCCGCUGGGCGGCCUGACGCCGCUCUCCCGGAGGAGCCCUGGCCGCUCGCCGGCACUAACGUGGCCGACGGACGACUCCCGCCUGACGGCUGCGCUGCGCUGCAGGCCGACGAUGAGGCAGCGGGGAUCGAGUUGCCGCCAGAGCUGGAGGCCUUUCGUGUCGACGUCGUCAACCGCUUCCGUGGUGCAAUCGGGCCUUACAUCACCUCGGAGGGAUGCUACCUUGCCGAGCCAGUGUCGGACGCGUCUGACGCGCCAGCAACGCGCUGCACCAUCACCGCCCGUGUGGGCUGGGCCGGCUCGUUUGUUGUCCAGUCGCCAAUGGAGCGGUACAUGCUUUCGUCGGCGGCCGAAGCCUUCCGGAUCUGGGGCGACGUCGCCGCCGACUACGUCGCCACCCAGCUCGCUGCGGACACCGCCACUGACGGCGGCGACGCCAGCCGGGACGAGGUCACCGCCAGUGAGAACGCUGCAGAGUGCGACGACGCCGCAGCUGAUGCACACGCAGCACAGGCAGAAGCUGCAAAGGCAGAGGAGAUCCAAUUCCUCAUGCGCCGGCUCGCUGCGCUCGGGCGCGGCAUCGACGGCCUCGACGAUGCACUGGAUCGGCUGACGCUCAAGCUGGAGUACGCGUAGCGGUACGAUUUGGUGUCUAGAGUGUAUGUUACGGGUUUUCGGCGCCACGUCCUGUGCAGCGUCUUCAGUAAGGGUACGUGCGGGCAGUCUACCAGAGCCACGAGCCAACGCGCGAGAGCAGCGAAUUGACCUUGGACGCCUGCUGCCGCUCGCGGCGCUCACGGGCCCGGCGGCGGCCGGCCAGUGUGUGGUCACCCGAGUUGUUGACGACGGUAAACUUGGAAGCCACAAA